CCUUCCUUGGUUGCAAAGGGUUUUCAGUACUAAUGGACAACAACAUACAGACAGUGUAUUCCAUUACGAUUCAAGUGUACAAGUUCGAAGGCAAACAGAAAAAACAAAGAAAGGCCUACGUGACCGUAAUGCCACGGUUCAUCUCAUGAACAUUAGCACAAAAAGCUAUGGCUUUCCUCUAUAAAAGAGUUCCAAUUCUUUCAUAAUUCACAUCAUCUAUCGCUGAGCGUAUAGUAUCGAAAGCUUAACAAAAGUUUGCUUAUAUGGCAUUCAAGUCUAUAUUUUCAGUAGCAUUAUUGCUAUCUUUAGUGACACUGCUUCUGGCUGUUGGGUCAAAUGCAGGUGGAAUUGCUAUUUAUUGGGGCCAAAAUGGAAAUGAAGGCACAUUAGCACAAACAUGUUCUUCAGGGAAUUACCAAUUUGUGAACAUAGCUUUCCUUUCAUCAUUUGGUAAUGGCCAGACCCCUAUCAUAAACCUUGCUGGUCACUGUGAUCCAUCCACCAACGAAUGCACCAAGUUAAGCCCAGAUAUCAAGUCAUGCCAAGCCGAAGGCAUCAAGGUCAUACUCUCCAUAGGAGGAGGUGCUGGGAGCUAUUCUCUAGCUUCAUCUGAUGAUGCCCGACAAGUUGCUAUGUACUUGUGGAACAACUUCUUGGGAGGACAGUCGUCAUCCAGGCCGUUGGGAGAUGCUGUUUUGGAUGGAGUUGACUUUGAUAUUGAAGGAGGAACUGAUCAACAUUGGGAUGACCUCGCUAGGUACCUUUCUGGUUACAGCAAGAAGGGCAAGAAAGUUUACUUGACUGCUGCUCCACAGUGUCCCUUUCCUGAUGCUUAUGUUGGAAAUGCACUAAACACAGGCCUCUUUGAUUUUGUUUGGGUACAAUUCUACAACAACCCUCCUUGCCAGUACACUUCUGGUGAUGUUUCAAAUCUCGAAGAUGCUUGGAAGCAAUGGACUUCUGCCAUUCCUGCACAUAAGAUUUUCUUAGGACUUCCUGCUGCACCUCAAGCUGCUGGCAGUGGAUUUAUUCCUGCAGCUGAUCUCAACUCACAAGUCCUUCCGGCUAUCAAGAAUUCGGUAAAAUAUGGAGGUGUCAUGCUUUGGUCCAAGUAUUAUGAUGAUCUAGAUGGAUACAGCUCUUCCAUCAAGAAUGAUGUCUAGAAUGUAAUUAAAAAAGGAGCCUUGUGUAGUAUGUACCUUCACCACCAUAUAUAAACAGAGCUCUUAUAU
This is a messenger RNA of Rosa chinensis, 1232 nucleotides long. RefSeq names its product hevamine-A. Gene Ontology annotation, molecular function: chitinase activity. Gene Ontology annotation, cellular component: extracellular region. NCBI's taxonomy places the organism in Eukaryota, Viridiplantae, Streptophyta, Magnoliopsida, Rosales, Rosaceae. The record is from RefSeq and is a predicted model, not a curated record. The coding region runs from base 264 to 1163 and encodes 299 amino acids. Gene Ontology annotation, biological process: carbohydrate metabolic process. The transcript has a single exon.